Messenger RNA from Oryza sativa Japonica Group (Japanese rice), 1156 nucleotides. RefSeq names its product GATA transcription factor 16. The record is from RefSeq and is a predicted model, not a curated record. Gene Ontology annotation, biological process: regulation of DNA-templated transcription. NCBI's taxonomy places the organism in Eukaryota, Viridiplantae, Streptophyta, Magnoliopsida, Poales, Poaceae. Gene Ontology annotation, molecular function: sequence-specific DNA binding; zinc ion binding.
CCAACCCCUCCCGCCCCCGCCCCCGCCCCCGCCCGCUAAACCCUAAACCCCAAAUCGCUCUCUCCAUUUCCCGCCGCCUCCCCUCUCGCGAUCCAUAUCCAUCCAUUUCUCUUGGCUCUCCGCCCGAUCAAUCGAUCCGCCCCCAGAUCGCGGCCGCCGGUAGCUAGCUGCAGCUGCAGAUGGAUAUGGAUUCUUCCUCCUCCCCGGUGGACAAGGUGGAUCCCGACGAGUGCAACGGCUCUAAGGCUUGCGCUGACUGCCACACUACCAAGACUCCGCUAUGGCGAGGCGGACCCGGAGGACCCAAGUCGCUGUGCAACGCAUGCGGGAUCCGGUAUCGGAAGAGGCGGCGGGCGGCGCUCGGCCUGGACUCUUCCGCCACCGCCACCGCCACCGACGGAGCGGAGCAGCAGAAGAAGACUAAGGCCAAGAAGGAAAAGGCACAGGAGGAGGAGGUCACCAUGGAGCUCCACACGGUGGGCUUCCGCAGCAAGGACGCUGCUGUGUUCAAGCAGCGCCGGCGGAUGCGCCGCAGGAAAUGCCUUGGCGAGGAGGAGAGGGCCGCCAUCCUGCUCAUGGCACUCUCCUCGGGCGUCAUCUACGCCUGAACCUCCAACCGAAUCAACCUCUGGCGCCAUGGCAGGAAGAAGAAGCAGCGAUUCCUUCCCCUCUCUUUUUUUCCCUCCCCCCGGCGCUAUGGCAGUCACCGAAGCUAGCUAAUAAUCAAUCUUGUCUUGUGGUGUAGUAGCUCUUGUUGUUCUUGCCUUAAGCUGUAACGACGUCUGUAAUGCGACUCUUUGUCUGUGUCUCUGUACUAGUACUAGUAGUAGUAGUUUACCGCCUAACAUUCAAGUUUGGUUUCUCUGCAAUGUAACAAGAGAAGAAGAAGAAGAAGAAGAAGAAGAAAAAAAGAGCUAAAGCUGGAGCUUGAGCUUGAGCUUUGGUUAUUGAUCAAUCAUCCAUCCUGUCUGUUCGUGCUGGUACUGCUACUUCUCGGUUGGUUGUGCCCCUGUUACUGUGACUCUAUAGAUGAUGAUGUGCCUGCCUGUAUUUCCUCCUUUGAUGCGUUGGUCAAGUCACAGAGGUCAAAGGGAAAAGCCAGAGCCAUUACUACUACUUGUGUUCUCAUUUGGCGUAUAUAAAGUACUAGUCUACA